Molecule: messenger RNA, 3988 nt
Organism: Mycotypha africana
Lineage: Eukaryota; Fungi; Mucoromycota; Mucoromycetes; Mucorales; Mycotyphaceae
Product: tRNA synthetases class II-domain-containing protein
Exons: 8
Coding region: 145-3672 (1175 amino acids)
Biological process (GO): aspartyl-tRNA aminoacylation
Cellular component (GO): mitochondrion; cytoplasm
Molecular function (GO): nucleic acid binding; ATP binding; aspartate-tRNA ligase activity
Source: RefSeq, a predicted model, not a curated record
ACAAUAAGUAUAUAACAAGCUUCUUUACACGUUACUCUUUGUUUUAUUGUCUUUUCUUUUAUUAUUAUUUUCUUUUGUACCAUUCCUAAAUUCAAUUUCUUCAAACUUACCAACAACCCAUUGAAAAAGUGAUAGACAGAUACAAUGUAUAAAGCACCUUUAAGUAAAAUCCAAUUUAUCUCACGUCAACGCGCAACAGUUAGCCGACGUUUGAUGUCAACUCAAGAACAAUCUCGACCCACUACCGAUGGUGGAGGAAGCAAUGCAACUGCGUUAGUCGCAGCUGUGCUCGUAGCUGGUGGUGGUUACUACUUUUACAAAAAAUCCAAAGAUAAAGAACGUCUUGGUCAUAAAGCGGCUGAAAAGGUUAGAAGUGCUACCGAUUCUGUUGCCGGUGAAUUCCAAAACGCCACCAACCAAGGCUCUAAUAACGAACGUAACCCCAUGGUACGUGAAAAGAUAUCUUCGGAAAGCACUAAAUCCCCCAAGGAAAAGAAGGAAGAAGCACACGCCAAUGAAAAUGUCAAGGAUACUAGCACUUUAGUUGGUCGUGAUUCUGAUAAAACCAAGAAGGUAUGGGAAGACAAGGAAAAUGAAGAUGAGGCUAAGCGUGUCCCAUCUAAAGUAGCUGCCGCUUCACCUUACGAAGAUGAAAAGAAGGGUGGAUUCUGGAACUAUCUUUUUGGCGGCAGUGCUACUAAAGAGACUGACAUACCAAGGCCACCUGUCGAACAAGAAUCCAAGCACAAAUUCGAUACCGCAUCCACUGCUCACGGUAACCCCAUGGUUUAUGAAAAGGCCUCUACUGAACGAACAAAACCAUCUUGGGAAUCGCGUAUGGAAGAACACGCUUAUAACAAUGUGCGUGAUACAAGUACUCUUGUGGGUAAGGACACUGAAAAGGUGCGUGGUGUUUGGGAAGACAAGGCUAUCAGGGACACUGGAGGGAUUCCUGUUGCUCAGGAAAACCCGAGUUCUUUCUGGUCCAAACUGUUUGGUUCCUCUUCAUCCACUGUUGAAGACGAUGCUAGAAAAGCUAAAAAUGAAGUCAAGGACAACGCUAACGAAGCUUAUAACGCCGCAAAGAACAAGGCUGAAUAUGAAACCGACCGCCUCAAGAAAAACGUCAGCGGUACCGUCGACGACCUGAAUGAAAAAGCUUAUCGCGAAGCUGACCGUCUUCAAUCAGGCUGGAACAAACUCAAAUCAGAUGUGAAAGAAGAAGCUCAAUCCGCAUAUGAUUCUGCCGCUGAAACUGCUUCCAAUUUGUCUAACCGACUUAAGCAUGAAACUGAUCGUGCUGCUUCUGAUCUUGAACAAACACAACGUGAUGUCAAGGCGAAGGGUGCUGAAUGGAAGCAACAAGCUGCCGAUCGUUUCCAAACCGAAAAGGAUCGUGCCAGUGGUACUUUGAACGAUUUGCAUAAAGAAGUUUCUGCUAAUGCUGAUAAAUGGAAGUCUCAAUCUGAGCAAGCUGCUAAGAGCUGGUACGAAAAGGGCGCUGAACAGGUCAAGAGUGGCUUCUCUAAUCUUAAAGAAACUGCUGAUAAAGAUCUCCAAUGGGCCGAAGACAAGGCACGCAAUGGCCUCUACACAGCCAAGGAAGAAGUGGACCGUUUAUUGGGUUAUGAAAAGCCAAAGGAUAGCUCUUUCUUAGGUAGCGUAGCUCGUGGUCAAAAUUAUGCUGAAGAAGAAGAAGGCGUCUUAAGACAUACUCGUCAUAACCUUGGCCGUGUCCCUGCUUCAGUUAUCGUUGCUAAUGCACAUGGAAAGAAUUGCUCAACAGCUAGUGUACGAGAGCAAUAUUUACAUGGUUAUAAAGACAAUGAAAGAUACCACGGCGCAUAUCCCGAUCGAACUCAUUACUGUGGUCACCUUCGAGCAUCGCAUGAAGGUGACAAGGUUGUAUUGUGUGGUUGGGCACAGCCAACAAGACAUUUAUCUCAAGAUUUGAUAUUCUUGCCGAUAAAGGAUCAUACAGGGGUGACCCAACUUGUAUAUAGAGAUAGUAAUCAACAGCUUAAAUCACAGAUACAAUCUUUAUCGCCGGAAAGUGUUAUCUGUGUAGAAGGUGUUGUGAGGAAAAGACCGGAAGGAAUGGCUAAUAGUAAACAAGCAACGGGUGAUAUUGAGGUGGAUAUAACAAAGCUGUAUUGCUUGAAUCCAGCUUCACCAUCGUUGCCUUUCUGGCCCCAUCAUCCAGAGCUUCCAAAUGAAGAAGUCAGACUACGCUAUAGAUAUUUGGAUUUACGUAGAGAUGAGCUUCAACAUCAUAUUCGUCUUCGAUCUUUGAUUGCAAACACUGUGAGAAACUAUUUGACAGGAAACGGGUUUACAGAGAUUGAGACACCUACUUUAUUCAAAUCAACACCUGAAGGGGCUCGUGAAUAUAUUGUACCUACUAGGAAGAGAGGCGCUUUUUAUGCUUUACCACAAAGUCCGCAACAGCAUAAACAAAUGUUGAUGGCGGCUGGAUUCGAUAGAUAUUUUCAAAUAGCUCGUUGCUUCAGAGAUGAGGAUUUGAGAGCUGAUAGACAACCCGAGUUCACUCAAAUUGAUUUAGAAAUGUCCUUUGCCAAAGUAAAAGAUGUACAAGGUAUUAUUGAAGGCAUGGUGUCCGAUAUAUGGGAUAGAGCUUUGGGCAUCAAACUAGCAAAAGACAAUUUCCCUCAUAUGACUUAUACUGAAGCCAUGUCCAAGUAUGGAUCAGAUAAACCAGACCUUCGUUUUGAUAUGAAGAUUAAUCAAAUCGAAACUUAUGCAGCAGAUAUAGCUCAAGAAAAUGCAUUUGACUGUAUGGUUGUCAAACAAGGAUCAAAAGCGAUCAGCGGAGGGGAGCUCAAAACAUUGCUAAAGGAGCUUGCUCUAACUAACAGCAAGGAUAUCGCUUUUGUGAAAGUGAACGAAAACAAUAUCUCUUCAUGGCCCGCCAAAUGUGUUACUUUAAGGCAUUCUCAAGUACUACGCAAUCAGGUAAAUCAACUGAAUGCAUCGCUCAAUAUUCAACUAGGUGACUUGGUGGCAGUUCACAAACGUCCAACUUAUUUGUACGGUGGAAAUACUACCAUGGGACGUGUACGUCUUUACUUGGCCAACCUUAUGCAGCAAAAGAAGCUAUUAGAAUGCGCGACAGAAAAGUACAAAUUUUUGUGGGUCGAAUCUUUUCCUCUGUUUACACCCGCUGAAGAAAAUGCUGAUCAGCAGCCACAAAAAGAAGGACAGCGGAAAUGGGAAUCAACACAUCAUCCUUUUACAGCGCCCUACGAUGAAGAUAUUCCUCUUUUAGCCACUUCGCCGGAAAAUGUCAGAGGACAGCAUUACGAUUUAGUGUUGAACGGUAUGGAAAUUGGCGGAGGCUCAAUUCGUAUUCACUCGCCCGUGAUGCAGACGUUUAUUCUCGAACAAGUAUUACGGCUGCAGAGACACGAAUACCAACGAUUUGAUCAUUUAAUUGACGCAUUGGGUGGCGGCUGCCCUCCUCAUGGAGGUAUUGCUUUAGGUUUUGAUCGACUCAUGGCUAUUUUGUGUGGUACACCUUCCAUUCGUGAUGUGAUAGCGUUCCCUAAAGCCGCUGGCGGUAAGGAUUUCGUGGUGAAUAGUCCUUCAGAAGUAACAACGGCGCAAUUGAAUGAAUAUGGAUUGCAAUUGACAGCCGUUAAAACGAACGAAUAACAUUAUUCCAGUAAAGUGUUUUGUAUCAUUUAUCAAAUAGACAAAAAAAGUUUUUCAGACUUCAGUUUUAUUUUUUUUUCGGUUGGUUGUAUCAUAGCUCCCUAUUCAACUUUUGAGAAUUGAAAACUCUUAUAAGACAUGCUGAAAUAUAUUGACAGGAAUGAGUUGCUGUAGUCGAUAAAAGUUAUCUACAGUCAACAGAUUAAAUCUAAAUUCCAGUGUGUUUGAGCAAAAGCGUUACGCAGUGUAGAUUGUUGUGCCUUUUUCGCGCCUAUCGGCAAUUAUCUGAAUUUUGCUGCUGCCGCUAGGUUCCUCA